UCAAAUUCCCAUUGCUCUCCUCUCACAAACCACCGCAUAAUUUGUGCAGACACGCAGAGAGAGAGAGAGAGAGAUUCAGGAAAAAAGCCUAGAGAGAGAUUCAAUCCCACCGCAUCUCUCUCUGCUCUUUGAGUCCGUGUUGUCCAACACCCCAUUUAUUGUUCUUGAGCUUUUCCGAAGGCUGUCGGUAGCCUUUGAUCUGAGAAUUUUUGCCAUCUAAUUGUUUUGUUGAGAAGAAAAAAUGGUGUUCUGGGUUUUUGGCUACGGGUCAUUGGUGUGGAACCCCGGAUUUGAAGUCGAUGAGAAAGUGAUUGGGUUUAUUAAGGACUACAGGCGUGUUUUCGAUUUAGCAUGCAUUGAUCACAGAGGUACGCCUGAGCGCCCAGCGAGAACCUGCACCUUGGAAGAAUAUGAAGGAGCCGUCUGUUGGGGCGCUGCUUAUUGCGUGCGUGGAGGGCCAGAAAAAGAAAAAGCAGCAAUGGAGUAUCUGGAGAGAAGAGAAUGCGAAUAUGACCAAAAAACUUUGGUAGACUUUUUCAAAGAGGGCGACUCUGAUCAGCCCUUUCUAACUGGUGUGAUAGUGUUUACAUCCACCCCUGACAAGAUAUUGAAUAAGUAUUACUUGGGGCCUGCCCCUUUGGAGGACAUGGCUAGGCAAAUUGCAACGGCCUUUGGUCCUUGUGGCAACAACAGGGAAUACCUUUUCUUGUUGGAAAAGGCUUUGUUUGAUAUUGGUCAUGAAGAUGACUAUGUGAUUGAGUUGGCGAAUGAGGUGAGGAAGGUACUUGGAAUAAUUGGUGGUGUGCCGGCGGAAAUGAAUUUGUCUAGUCCAACCAAUGCCUCUCUCAGGUCCAGUUUGUCACCCCUCAAACUGAGCCCUUUGCCUGGAGCAAUCGCCCUGGAUUCGUAGGGGCUGCUAAUUGACACAACAUGAUCAAGCUUUCUCCUUAACAGAGUAACUUGCGGAUAUUAGGAAUUCUUUGUUUUUAAAUUUUCUCACUUCUGUGCUUUAGUUGACAUAGUUUAUGGAAAUGGUGUAGUGUUAGGUUAGGGUAGGAUGACAUAAUUUGGCCACUCACAGAAUGUUGCCCUCCCUUUAUAUUGAGUUACCAUUGGCCAUGAAUGAAAUUUGAAGCAUUUUCUCUUUCA
This is a messenger RNA of Sesamum indicum (sesame), 1149 nucleotides long. RefSeq names its product gamma-glutamylcyclotransferase 2-1. Gene Ontology annotation, molecular function: glutathione specific gamma-glutamylcyclotransferase activity. Lineage: Eukaryota; Viridiplantae; Streptophyta; Magnoliopsida; Lamiales; Pedaliaceae. Gene Ontology annotation, cellular component: cytoplasm. The record is from RefSeq and is a predicted model, not a curated record. Gene Ontology annotation, biological process: glutathione catabolic process.